CAGCUUGCCAACACGAGCUUGGAUCUUACGUCAGCAGGGGUUCGAGUCCAUGACGCGGAGAUGUCAUUGCCGAGCGAAGACAUCCCAUCUAGUCGUUGAUCACCAUCCACUGUAUCUCUAUAUACCCAUUUACCACAGACACACGUAUACGCCACGAUGCAAGGAGGAAGUGGCAAGCUCGGGUCCAUAUGGGGUAAAGUGAGGGAUGGAGCUCAAGCUGCUGGAGCCCAAGCAUCCACUAUGAUCAAGGAUGGAUCAGCUCGCGCUGGUACCGGCGGAGCGAGCUUGAUGCAAGGGUUCACUUUACCUGGAGAAGCGGACAAAGCAGCCAAGAUCUUAGGGCAUUUCUUAGCGGACGCUACACACCCUCAAACGGCUUUGAACUCGGUCCCUAAAGCUGUCCUUCAACGAGCCAAAGGUCUCGCCGUCUUCACUAUACUCAAAGCUGGAUUCGUGUUUUCCGGUAAAGCCGGUUCUGGACUGGUCAUUGCUCGACUGCCUGAUGGAAGUUGGUCAGCUCCAAGCUGUAUCGCCACUGCUGGUGUAGGGUGGGGAUUGCAGAUCGGGGCGGAUAUCACCGAGGUCGUCAUCGUGUUGAACUCUGAAAACGCCGUCAAAGCCUUUUCACAAGGUGGCAAUGUUACGAUUGGAGGUGGCCUUUCAGCCGCUGCUGGACCUAUCGGGACCGGAGGGAAUAUCGCAGCCUCACUUGUCAAUCCUGCUCCGAUGUUCUCAUACUCGCGUUCCAAGGGUCUCUUUGCGGGACUCACUCUGGACGGUACGAUCCUCGUCGAGAGAAAAGACGCGAACAGAGAUUUCUACGGAAGCGAUAUAUCAGCUGUGGACAUUCUGGCACUUGUCAGUGGCCGAGUACCCGCUCCGGAGAUCGCUUCUGCGAUGUACGACAUCAUUGAGGCCGCUGAAGGUCUGGAUGAAACUGGUCUCCCGGCUGAAGGCUACGUCCCAACUGAAAGCGGUACACAUGUACCGGUUCCCUCCGCCUCGCAAGGCUAUACGAUCGGAACUCAACCAGGGUCGACCGGCUCUCAGACUGUUUUCGACUCGGCGGAUCAUCAGCCUGGCAGUACUAAACCGGUAUAGGUUCGGGGACGGACUCGUGGUCGGGUGGCUCUUGAUUGACAGAUUUUAGAGGGAUUCGUAUUUUGGCUUGUGACGAUGGCUUGGAUGCACGAUUUAUAGGCUGAGUGAUCCCCAGGGUGGUCUUCACGGUCCG
Molecule: messenger RNA, 1234 nt
Organism: Kockovaella imperatae
Lineage: Eukaryota; Fungi; Basidiomycota; Tremellomycetes; Tremellales; Cuniculitremaceae
Exons: 8
Coding region: 157-1101 (314 amino acids)
Biological process (GO): actin cortical patch localization; actin filament bundle assembly
Cellular component (GO): actin cortical patch
Molecular function (GO): actin filament binding; phosphatidylinositol binding
Source: RefSeq, a predicted model, not a curated record